GAGUUUUAGGCAAAUUAAAACUCUUUUAAAGCGCUAACUUGUAUUAUUCCAAAGAACUUGGAACAAUUCUUAUAUAUUCUUUGUUUAUUCAUAACCAUAUUUCUCCCUACUUCAGCAAAAUCUCUAACUGUGCCAUCUGUAUGUGAGACAAUUACCUUUUAGCGCCACCUGUCGCCGCAUAGCUAAGUAUUUGUCGCUCAGCAACAUUUUGUGUCACCUGUUCCGGAGAAUGUUGCACAAAAAAAUUCUGCUCAGCUGUCAAAACAGAGAAUUUAUCAAGAAACUGUCAAAUUAGCGAGAAAUGUCAAUUAGAAAAUAAGAAAAAAUUAGAAUGAAAGUAAAAACGCAAGGAAUCGACGGAAAAUUGUGAAAAAGUGUAAAAAGUUCUAAUUACAAAUAGCGGUGGACUAAGUGAUUACAAUAAAUUAAAUAAUCCAAUUGGAAACCGAAAAUUUACGUCACAUGUGUAUGUAAUAAAAAAUGAAAUUUCGUCGUGUGGUCGAUUAUGAAGUUACAAGAAUGAAAAUGCAUAAAGUGUGAAAAGCGAAAAGAAAAUUCCUCCCAACAACAAAUGUAGCAGUGGCAAAGCAGCGCAUACGGCCGCGCCCCCAAGCCCACUUGCUACCAGGAAGAAUAGCAGUGGUGGUCAUAGUGAUUCCAUUGUAAAAGAAAAUUCCAUUAUCGCGGUGCAUAUAAACCGAAAAACAAGUUUAGUUAUAAGAAAAGUUGCAAAUAUUACCAACAGCCUUAAGUUAACGUGCAAGUGUAUUAGCAUUCCUUCAUAUUGUGUCGUCGGGUGGUUGUGUGAUCAAACGAUUAGGGGAUAGCAAGUCAGUGGCGAAUGCCACAAGAGUUCUGACGACAACGAGUCGAUCGGAGGGUUAAAGUGGAGGGGGGUCGCCAAAAGGUAUUUGAACAAUUUUUCGCCAAACCCACUUACCUACUUUAACACUAGCACGUUAGCUGAAAACAAUCUGCGGCUUGCUUAGUCGGCCAAUACAACCUUCAGCAAGUCAAAACAAAUAAGAGAAUCGGAGUAAUGGCCGCACAACUCGAUCCGAAUGUCAAGGACGACUUGAAGACUCAAUUCGUGACGCGUGAAGGCACCUACCGGUUACUCACACUGUCUGAGUACUCCCGUCCAAAUCGUGUUGGCUACAACACCAAUCAAAGUUCACCGCAAGUGCGUGUUUCCAUUGUGUCGCUGCCUAAUAAUAACUCGUGUCCAAACACAAUAAGUGGUGCCAGCAGUGGUGGUAGCACUGCUGUAGUUGGCCCUAUAAAUGGUAAUGUGAAUGGAUCUGCAACAAACAAUUCCAAAGGAAGUGGUGAUGGUUCUGCGAAUGGUAGUAAUGCGUCCGCCACUGGUACUUUAGUGAAUGGUCAACAACAGGCGGCAUACGGUGUGCCAGCUACCAUGGAUGCUCGACUUGGUGCGGGUAUUUCUAUGCAUACAAUGAUCAACGGUGGUUCGGAUGGACAGAAUGGUCUGGCUAGUCAAAUCUAUGGAGGUGAUCGGAUUUGUUUUAAUUUCGGCAGGGAAUUAUACGUUUAUGCAUUUAGAGGAGUGAAAAAGGGUGCAGAAAUGACCAAACCGAUUGACAAGAAAUUCUACAAAGGCACCAAUCCGAGUUGUCAUGACUUCAAUGCGACCACAGCCACCUCAACUGGCGCGCCGCUGCUUGUAGGUUUCACCACAGGGCAAAUCCAGCUCGUUUCGCCACAGCCAGGACCGCGUGAGCUGCGCAAGCUAUACAAUGAAGAGCGACUGAUUGACAAGACCAAAGUGACAUGCCUGAAAUGGCUACCGAAUUCACCGAAUUUAUUUUUGGCUUCGCACGCAUCAGGCAAUCUGUAUUUAUACAACGAGGACCUCCCCUGCACACCGACUGCGCCCAAUUAUCAGCCCUUUAAAAUGGGUGACGGCUAUACAAUACUCACCUGCAAAUCGAAAUCGACGCGUAAUCCACUCUACAAAUGGAUAUUCAACACCGAGAAUUGCUGCAUCAAUGAGUUUUGCUUUUCGCCAUGCGGUUCCAAUUUGGCUAUCGUCUCGCAAGAUGGCUUUCUGCGUGUCUUUCACUAUGACACCAUGGAGUUGCUUGGCAUAGCGCGUUCCUAUUUUGGUGGCUUUUUGUGUGUGUGUUGGUCGCCAGAUGGCAAAUACAUUGUUGUUGGCGGUGAAGAUGACCUGGUGACGGUGUGGUCGCUGCACGAGCGACGUGUUGUGGCACGCGGUCAAGGUCAUCGUUCAUGGGUGUCGGUGGUGGCAUUUGAUCCCUACACCACAUCGUACACCAACUGGGAUGGCGGUGACUUUUCAGACGACGAAAAUCAAAUGAACGAAUAUGGCAUCGGGCGAGAGGCGCGUUUCUCGGCCGAUUCAACGGCCAAUGGCUUUGAGUACAUACCCGGUGGCCCCAGCGGCAUUGCGCAUGAGAAAAACUCCACACCGAAUCAUACACGACAACGGCCACACUCAGCAUCGUUUCGUUCGGAUGCAUCGUCGUCGGCGGCGCUGGCACCGGAUAAAUUGGCCAUCAGCUAUCGUCUUGGCUCGGUUAGUCAGGAUACGCAGAUUUGCCUGUGGGACAUAACGGAGGAUGUGCUGCGGCAUCCAUUGUCGCUGCGUCAACGAGUCAAUAGCAUUAAUUUGAACGAUACUAGUUAUAUGAACGGCGGUAUCGAUGCGGAUGGCAUCAAAGUGAUACGGCCAAUAGCCAUAGGUAAUAUAACGGCACCAUUCUCACCACCACAACACACCAGCAGUCCAACGAAAGAAACAGUAGCGCCAGAGAACAACAGCAACAGCAGCUCAAGUAAAUUCUCGACAGCGAACUGCACCAUAUCAUCGCAAUCGUCAAACGCCAACACGCCACCGGAUGAGGCAACGCCAGCCGGCAGCAAUACAACAGGGAAUAGCAACAGUAACAACAAAGCGAACAAUUCCAACAAUAAGGCGAAUGCAACAGGUAACUCAAUAAAAUUUCCCAACUGCAUCAGUGCCACCAAAUCGGACUCCAUUGAAGGUAACAACAAGGACACCGUUUCGACAGUCUCCACGUCCGGCUACAACAGCAAGAACUCGAAUAGUUCCACCAAGUCUUCAGAUUCGAGCGUCUCGGCCUUCAACAGCCUGACGCAACGCUUUUCGAAUUUCAGUUUUCUAAGCAACUCAGACAAGAAGACCUCCUCAAUAACUGGUUCCUUUGAUGCAUCGCAAAUUGCGGCGACGCAUCGCACACAUCGCAAGGGCAUGAGUCUGCUCAAGUCCAACAAUCAAACGAAUAACAGCAAUCACAAUCACCAGACAUAUGGUGCGAGCAACAGCACGACAGCCAGCGGCAACGACCACAACAGCAGUGGCGCCGGCGGCGGCAUUGGCAGCAGCAGCACAACGGCGCAUAGCUUCGGUUCACUUAAACUGGGCAAAUCCAAUACACAUUCACACAGCUCUUCAUUGAGCGCAGCAUCAAAUGCUGUGGUGACUUCCUACGAUCCCAUGAAGUUGAUCGGCACCCCCUCGUGUCCACGCUUCGACGAAUGCCCACUGCUCGAGCCGCUAAUAUGCAAGAAAAUCGCGCACGAGCGACUCUCGGCGUUGAUAUUUCGCGAAGAUUGCUUCCUAACCGCGUGCCAAGAUGGCUUCAUCUACACCUGGGCGCGACCCGGCUAUGCAACUCAAAAUGUACCACAGCAUUUAUCACCAAGUCAAGCGGCGCCUCCCGGUGGUACGGUAAUAUAGUUCGAUAAAAUAAAUAUGAACAAUUAUGCACAGAAUCGGAUAAAGGGCAAACGCUUGUCUUUAGAAACGCCAGAAUAAAUUUACCAACGCAUGCGCACGCCGGCCCAGACCACAAGGUGAACGUUGGGUGUGUGUGUAAAUGGCAGCUGGUGGCUGGUGUGAAGUAUGUGCAUUACAAAUUACACUUAAAAAUAGACUUGCGAAAGUAAAAAAUGAAGUCAGAAGCAAAAUUUAUAUAAACAAAACAUACAAAAAUACCAUUUAAACGUCAUUUAAAAUGACGAUGCUAAAACUAUAAACCUAUUUUCAAAUAUUCCACUGUAAUUAGCAUAAAUAUAUACAAGCAAAGUAUGUAAAACAAUACUAUUAUGCAUAUAAAUAUAUUAAAUAUUUUUAGUCAACUUGUUGAAAGCAAAAACAAAGUUUAAAAAAGAAAAAAAGAAACGAAAAUGAAAUGAAAUGAAAGGCAAGAGCAAAACAGGAAAACAAAUAAUACACAGAUUUAAUACUAAGGUAUGCAAAUAGUGAGCACACACACACACACACCAUAACGCCUGGCAAACGAGCGAACAUUAAACGAAAACACUCACUAAACACAAAAGUGCAGCGAAACGAAAGAAGCUUAGCAAAUGCAAACAGUUAAGAGUACUUUAGGAAGUAGCGUGCGUUGCGCCAGCAACUCUCCAGCGUCUACUUCAGUGCACACAAAGUCGCACAUACAUUUGUAUACAUAGAAUGUUUCGCAUUGUGUGUUUGUGUUGGUGCUGUGAAUUGUGUUGUUGUAUUACGAAAAUAUUAUAUAAGCGAAAUGCAAUAGAACUGUGACUUUUAAGAUUGAGGCGACCGUUUGCUAAAAUCAAAUGUAUGGUAGACUAAAUAGAUUUAACAAUUAUUCACGCCGUAUACACUCACACACAGAAAUGUAUCCAUUGGCAGGUAUUUCGUCACAAAGUACGCAAAACGGUAAUUGUUAAGGUUAAAAGCCAGCGCCUUGUACGCUUUCUGCGUCGAGGACUCGCUACAACAAGGACUCAGUAACAACGUUUGCUGCUCGCAUUGCAAGGCAACGCAGCGCAGCUAAAUGUUGUUGCCGCUGCAGCACUUCGUCUAGUUUAAGUUGUUGUUUCUGCGUUUAUUGCAAAUCAUUUCGAAACCUUUUUGUUUAACUAAUUUAAAUGAAUAUUAUUUUCCAUGUUAUAGUAUCCUAGAGAAAUCGCUUUAAUUCUAAAAUGUGCAUUACUAGUAGUUUAUGUUGGGCAACGCUAUGUUAAUAAUGUGUUAUACGUAUAUUAUAUAAAAAAAAAAUUAAUUCAUAUAACUUGUAUGUACCAUAUGUAUAUACUGUAUACUGUAUACUAUAUAAAUAUUAUAUAUAGUAUAUAUGCUUAUGAGUUUAUGCUCUUAUUUAUGUAUUGUAUUAAAGUCAUAUCAUUAAAAUUGAAAAUUUAUUGAUUAGUUGUAGUGCGUUAAACGAUGUAGAAGCGUCUUGUCAAGCAUUUCGGUACGUGUGACAAUUGCUUUGAGUGAUUGUAUGGCUACUGUUAAUAAAUUAAAGAGCGUUAAUUACAGGGAGAAAGAGAGAGAGCGUGUGAAAAUUGUAAACGCUUAUUAUUUUUUUUUUAUUAUUAUUUAAGUUUCUGCUUAAGUGUAUGUACAUAUAUAAUUAUAAAAAAAUAGAAAUCAUUAAGAAAUACAUUUCUAUGGUGACUUUAAAAUGUUAAUUUAACUAGCUUACUUCUUGUGCGCUGCCGCAGAAUAGAUUAAAAUUUCGUUAUAUUUUCGUGAAUAGCUGGAUUUCAAAGUUUGCAACAACCCUAAGCGCUCCAGUUCAUUCAUAUAGGUUGUCGCUAAUAAGGAGCUUUCUCUUGUUGUUGUUGUUGUAGUUUAAAACAUUCCUCAAAUGUGUCGGAUAAAUUCUGUUAACGGUUAUAUAGACCUGGUUGGCGAAGAAAGUGGGUAUUUCUUUUAAUUGCGAUACGAUUAAUUUUUAUUGCCGUAAAGCAAUUUCCACAAAUAAAAACAGCGCUGCAAACAAUGCUUUAAAAUAAUUAAAUUAACAUUUAAAUACAAUUUUUUUUCUGUAAUGCUAAAAAUCUUAAUUAAAAGCAAUUUUCAAACUUCUAACCACAAAUAUCGAAUUUAAAAUUAAAAAAAAAAAAUGUGUUCAACACAAUUUACGAAUUGAAAAAAAAAAAUUAUCCCAAAUUUAUAAUUAAGAAUUUAAAAAAAUUUUGACACCUUGUUUAUUAUUUUUGAAUUUUUAAUUUUGUAUUGCUUGUUCUACAAUUUUGAACUAGAGCGCGCAUAGAGCCAUAUUCAAUGUUAUAGCGCAGUGGUCCACAAACUUUCAUAUUCAAACGAUUUGUACUUUAUCAGUAUUAAAUUCUGUUUUUGAGAUAAAAAAUUAAAAUUUUAAAUUUUUUUCAAUUUAAUUCAAAUUGGAUUAAUUAAAACAUUCGCAACCUGAAUAACCGUUACAAUGCCUAAAUGAAUUACUACGAUGGUAUAAAUGUCUUCAAAUAAUAAAAUAUUUCUGAUACAAAAAAAAAAGACUCGAUGUAAUAUUGAAAUAUAAUCAUUUGUAAAAAAUCUUUCUAUAUUAAAAUUUAUUUUAAUAAUAUUGUCUUUGUUGAUGCUAUAUCAUAAAUUAUUGGUCAAACAAUUUCGAAGAAUGCUACUGUGUUGCACAAUCUGAUCAAAUUUAACUCGGACUGAUUUAAAUAAACACACAUUUUGUCGCAUCGUUAUCGCCUUCCAAAUAGUCUUCUGAGCCAGUACAAGCGUGCCAACGCUUAAUCCAAUUUCUGCUACAGAUAUGCUAAGCUCGGUUCGGGACACUUCGGUCGGCUGACAUGCAAAAGCAAAAUAUUAUCCCAACAAAUAUCGUUAACAAAUUUAUUAAAUUUUUAUUAUGCGGCAAAAACACAGAAGUGAGUCUCUUUUGUUAGAAUUUUGAGCCAUAAAAAACCUUCCUAAAUAAUAUUUUGCCUUAUUACUUGUAUGUAUCUAUGUAUGUAUAUUUCGUUAUGUAAAAUUUAUAAAAAUUUAAUGUAAAAAGUGUACAAAGUUAUGAUUUGAUUAUUUAAAGAACCAAAAAGAACAUUAAAACAAAAAAAAUUUAAUAAAUUAACAGAACAUCAGUUUGAAAGCAAUUGAAAAAAUUGUGAAAAUCACUAACUGUAAAAUGUUACAGCCAAAAAUACGAAUAUGCGAAAAUGUGAUCCUUCGGAGUAGAUUUGAAAACUUGGAAAAUGUUUUUUUAUUGCUUAAAAUGAAAUAUAUGCUAUAGAGCGAUGUAACUGUAAUCAUUGCCAUUCUUGAUGAUUACAUAAUAGUUUGCACUAAUUUAUUAAAAUCGAAAAUAAGCGAAUCUAAGAAAAAAUUUGGCUUGCGACUUUUGUUUAACAUUUUUGUUUUUGUUUUGCUCUUGAGUUGAGUAAUAGUUAUAGAAACCUUAGACUCUUAUGCUAAUGCAAAUUUUGUUGGAAUAUUACACAUAUACGUAUAUAACAUAGACAUACACACACAUCCACAAACACAUAAACACAUGAAAUGCAACAUUGUAAUGUAAUUAACAUUUAAAAGAAUGCAAAAACUACGAAACUCUUAAACUAAAUAAAUAAAAAUUUAUAUAAAAAAAAAUAAAAACUUAGCAAAUAAAGCAGAAAGCUAGCAACUAUUAACAGCAAGUUUGUUAUAGACAAUUGAAAGCAUAUUGCAAUGCAUAAACGAUAACGACAAAUACAUAUGUAUGUAUGUAUUUGUAGCAAAGUGUGUUGUAGUACAGUUCAAAUACGAAUGCGUACGCGUACAUUAUAUUUUCUAGCAUAAGUUAUUAAAACAUAAUUAAAAUAGUACUGACAAUGAUGUGAGCCGUUAUGUUGGUGAAGACGACAAUGAAAUUCAAUAGUCAUGUAUGCGAUGAUGUAAUCUACAUACACGUGUAAACUGAAGUAUGCAUGCAAAUGUAAGUAUGUGUAUAACAUUAACAUGUGCAUUUGCUGAACAUCCGAUGAGAGUUUUCAUAUAAUUAAAGAGACUAAAGAAUUCAAUAAAUAUUAUUAUUACAAAAUAAAAGCUUUUCAAAUAUA
This is a messenger RNA of Bactrocera oleae (olive fruit fly), 7836 nucleotides long. RefSeq names its product WD repeat-containing protein 20. The record is from RefSeq and is a predicted model, not a curated record. Gene Ontology annotation, molecular function: protein binding. Lineage: Eukaryota; Metazoa; Arthropoda; Insecta; Diptera; Tephritidae.